UCCCAACAACUCCGAAACCUUUUUUAGGCACCCCUUCCCAGGAAACAAAUAUUUGAACUAACGUGGAUGCAUCCAUUCUCGUUUGGUUCUCUAAUCGACGUAUCGGUUUGGUUUCAUGAACACGGAUGACAGAAAACGCAGAUUCAAUGAAGGCAUCGUUAAUAUGCUCUAUCCCUCUCCUCCACCACUACCACACCAACAAGAUCAAUUCCAACCUCAGGAACCUUUCACUGACGACUCUCGUUCUGACGUUAUUUCGGGCACUUUGGAUGGCUACGACGAUGCCUCCACGAGCGGUGAUUCCGAGACGGAGAAGCUCACCAGGGCUCAACGAAAGAAAAUUCGCAAGAAGAAGCUCAAGGAGGAAACCACUCAUCGCGGAAAACUUAUUGGGCCGCUGUUGCCUCUCAGGCCCACCCAAGCUGGACAGGACGCUCCACCUGUUCGAUCAAAUGCCUCUGAGGAAGGUGCUAAAUCAGUGAAAGUGAAGAACCGGAGAAUGGCAAAAAGGCUCGCCAAAGAAAAGCCAAGUGACUCUACUUCGGAGAACACCAAUCAAAGUUCCGCCCCUUUAUAAUUAAGUAUGCGUUUGGGUUGCUGACAACAAUAAUAAAAUAUAGUAUGCUAUUUGUACAUGUAUAAGGAUACAUCAAUGAUCUUCUUGUAUUCUGAAGGCCGAACGAGUGUUCUGAACGAGUAUUCCGAUCCAACGUGAGUAGACGGGUUUGUACCUGCAAAAGGCACUCCGAUGCUCAAGUCAGCACAAGCACGGAAAUCUAGAGUAAUUAAUGAACAAUGACGUUACCUUUUGACCUGAGCUAUUUAUACUGACAAUCGUGGGCCCUGGACCUUAUGGGCCCUGUAACAUACUUACCGUAUUAGAUAAUACUUCUUAAUCAGCUAAUUAACCCUUAAUCCUUUAUUAAAGAUAAUUAAUAAAGAUAAGCCGAUCUAGGUGACCGAUUGGCAAUCGGCCACCUGGUUCGGCCAUUCGGCGGCCGAUAAGAGGGUGGCUCAACGCCCCUACCCGUACACUAUUUAUUAGAGUACUACUGUUCAGUGUUCAGUUAAGCUCGUAAAUGUAAUCCACUGAUUAAAACAAUUCUUUUGUUAGCAGCUCUAGAAUUUUUUUGCUUAAUUUUGGCUCUGGCUGCAAGUUGAAAUUGAGACUAUCAUUAAUCUUAUGCAUGUAAUUGUCGGU
Cajanus cajan (pigeon pea) is the source of this 1201-nucleotide messenger RNA. RefSeq lists its product as uncharacterized. The record is from RefSeq and is a predicted model, not a curated record. Lineage: Eukaryota; Viridiplantae; Streptophyta; Magnoliopsida; Fabales; Fabaceae.